UGGGAAUGCCCCUUGGGCCCACGGGUACUUCGGGUUCAAUGAGUUCUGGGCAGUCUACAAGUCAAAUGGCGGGCUCGCAGUUAAGCCCGUUGACCCCACGCGGUAGGGAGCUCCUAAAGCUCCAACAGGUCGAAAGGAUUCGCGAACGGUUAGAGAGGGAACUGAAGCAAGCAACCGAUAGAGAAAAUGAGAUCAAAAGAAGAGCAGCCAGGCUUGAUACGUUAGAGGCAGACAAAGCUGCAUUAGAGGGUUUGGAUGAGUCAGCCAUGACUGACCAAGUGAAAAUAUUGAAGAAAAGCAUGUUGUCGCUGCAUGCGCAUGUGGACAGCAGGUUGGACUUCAUGCAGAACUCUUUAGACCAGAUCUUGGAUCUUUUGCAAAGGCCAGGAUUCCGGCUAGCAGCACAGUCGCCGUUGCCGUUAAUGGCGAUGUCAGGCCCCUUUCCGGUACAAGCUGGCACACAACCAAGUGGGAAAGGUCGUGACUUCGGACGAUAUGUCCGUGCUGGAGCCCAUCGGUGGUUUGUUCGUGAAACGGGAAAAGGCAAUGCGGCAUCUCAGCAGCCGCCUGUGGUGUUAUUGCAUGGAGUACCAACUCAGUCAUAUAGUUUCAGAGUGGUUAUGAAACAGUUGUCGGACAACCAUGGCUACCACUGCUUCGCUCCUGAUUGGAUCGGGUUCGGAUUCACGGAGAAGCCGCAGCCGAAAUACGAUUUCGCAUACACAGGUGAGUGCCCGACGCCCGUGUUGUAACGACCGUAAUCGGUUGGGAACUUGAGAAGAUGAGGGCUCAAAAUUCAAAUUUCAAAUCCUAUUUCACUUUUCAAU
This is a messenger RNA of Chara braunii, 827 nucleotides long. Lineage: Eukaryota; Viridiplantae; Streptophyta; Charophyceae; Charales; Characeae. The record is from the annotation of a GenBank genome assembly.